Molecule: messenger RNA, 1374 nt
Organism: Pyrenophora tritici-repentis Pt-1C-BFP
Lineage: Eukaryota; Fungi; Ascomycota; Dothideomycetes; Pleosporales; Pleosporaceae
Source: RefSeq, a predicted model, not a curated record
AUGGAGGCCGCGCCUGCCGAAGGCCAUGCACCGCUACACCCGCAGUUACGCCAGCGAAUGUUGAAUCGUGCAGCAACCGUCGCUGAGAGUGCGCUGCCCUCUACAUCCCCUACAGCCAUGCCCCGACGCCGCAGUUCCGUCGUGUCCAAUCUCUCGGACACGCGCUAUUCCUUGGGGUCCUCGACCGACAACCUAUUAAGAGCGGGGAAGAAUGAUAUGGACAGGCAUGCGUUAUUGGACGAGCCUUCGCGAUGGAUUGCGCUGCCCGUGUUCGCGGCUGUCGUCCCUGCAAUCAUUGGGCUGACGGUGGAGAAUGGCGCUGCCAUUGCGACAGAUAUCUUCAUUCUGGUCUUAGCAGGCUGGUUCCUGCACUGGAGUGUGAGAGUCCCAUGGGACUGGUACCACGACGCCCAGCAAAGACUGUACGUGAACGACCAGAUGGAGGACACAUACGAAGAGGAUACGAUACAUGAAGAGGACGGAGAAGACGACGAGGAUCUGUCUGAGACCCAGGUAGACGUGUCAAGCGAGCCAAGGUCGGCCAACGAUGUCUCCACUACAUCGACAGCGCAAAGGGAGGCUCGCGACGCACUGAAGCGAACAGAGCUCUUCGCUUUCGCCGGAUGCUUUCUAGGCCCACUGCUCGGUGCACUCCUCAUGCACACCAUACGCGGACAACUCAUGCGCGCCGAAGGCAUAGUCUCCGACGCCAACCUCAGCAUCUUCCUGCUCUGCGCCGAGAUACCCCCCAUGAACCGGCUCAUCAAGAUGCGCACGCAGCGAAUCCUCCACCUCCAACGCAUCUUCCGCGAAGCUCCACGAGAGCCUAUCCGUACCCUAGACGCACAACAACUAUCGCACCGCCUCUCUGAGCUAGAAGGCCGCCUCCAAGGUGUCCAAACCCCCAAUUCGAACAACAACAACAACAACACUCAUGAAGCAGACUUUGAAAAAAUCACCGCCGAAGUCCGACAGACCACGCAAAUCCAACUUGAUGGUCUCACUCGUGCAGUUAGGCGCUACGAGAAACGCCACAUGGUGCAAUCCCUCCAGAUCGAAGCUCGCUUCCAAGAUCUGGAGUCUAGACUCAAAGAUGCCCUUGCUCUGGCCGCCGCUGCUGCGCGGACGGGCCAAAGACCCGGUCUGGUUUCCAAGACGCUAAGCUGGAUCGUGAGGACUGUUAAUCAUACGUUGCAGAUGGGUUGGGAUAUCGUCAUGUAUCCCUUUCGCACGACGGCUGUGGCGUUUGGUGUGGCUAAGAGUCUGUUUGUGAGGGAUGAGCGACAGGGCAGACGACGGGGGAAGGGUGUGCAGCAAGGGGGUGGGUAUACAGCUUUGUCGUCGAGUCGGAUGCAGGGCAAAUCGGCCAAGUGA